AAUUUUAAUUAUUUAAAAGCAAGAUGAAGAUGACUAGAUGGAUACUACUCAUUACUAUGUGAUUUGAAAUUAUAAUCACACUAAUGAUAUUCUAAAAAAAAAAAAUCACACUAAUGAUGAUUGAAUGAUAAAAAAAAUUAAAUAAAAAAGUGACGAGAAUUUCCACGUUUGACAGUUUGAUUGAGAGUUGCGAACGCAAAUAUUCGCUGAGAAAAUAUCUAAAAAUAAAACAAAAUCAGCUGAGAGAAAAGUCGGACCUCGCUUUGAUUCAGCACCUCCAAUGGCAGCGGCGGCCGCAAUGAUCUCUCUCUUCAUCGCCGGCCUCUUCAUAGCUCGCUCCGCCGCCGCACCAUCCCCCUACCUCUCCCCAACCACACUCCCCCAGAGCUACCAAAACAUGCUGACAACUCUCAGAAUCUUCAUCUGCACCCCUUACGCCCCUUUCGAUUUUCCCGCCGCCCCGGCCUCUCUCUUCUACAAUUCCCUCCUCCGCAGCCCCUUCGUCACCCAAAACCCCGACGAAGCGCACCUCUUCUUCGUCCCAUUCUCCCCCGACACCUCCACGCGCUCCAUGGGGCGCGUCGUCAGGGAGCUCCGCACCGACCUCCCCUACUGGAACCGAACCCUCGGCGCCGAUCACUUCUUCGUCUCGCCCGCCGGAAUCGACUACUCUUCCGACCGGAAUAUCCUCGAGCUGAAGAAGAAUUCCAUCCAAAUUUCGGUUUUCCCCGUCGUUUCCGGCUAUUUCAUCCCGCACAAGGACAUCACGCUGCCUCCUCCCGGCGGCUCGCCGCUGGAGCUCUUCCACAGGGCGGAGAACUCGACGAGGACUUCGAUUUUGGGGUACUUGCGGUGGGACGGGAAGACGGAGCUGAAUUUGGUCAACGAGUUGAAAUCGGACUCCGAUUUUCUGGUCGAGGAGAAACCUGCGCAAUCGGAGAGCUUCACAGAGAGUAAAUUCUGUUUGUUUCUAUAUCACGGCGAGGUGGCCGGGAUCGUUGAUGCGAUGGCGUCCGGCUGCGUGCCGGUGGUGAUCGUGGACCGUCCGAUUCAGGACUUGCCGUUGAUGGAUGUUUUGAGAUGGUCCGACAUGGCUCUGGUGGUGGCGGUGCGCGGCGCCGGGCGGCUGAAACAGAUUUUAUCGGAGGUGAGCGAGGAGAAGAUCGCGGAGAUGAGAGAAAUGGCUAUGGCUGCGAGCAAGCAUUUGGUGUGGAACGAGGAGCCGCAGGCGAUGGAUGCUUUCAACAUGUUGAUGUAUCAGCUGUGGCUGAGACGGCACGCUGUUAGGUAUGCGCGGAGAUGAUUGAUUGAUCGAUGAUCGUAUUCAUGGCCUUGCGGUAGACUUGGACUGCGUUUCUAGUCAUCUAUAUUCAUCCUCGAUUGUUUUCUUUCCCAUCUGUUGUUAAUUUAUACUUAUUGUGUUGUUUGCUCGUGAAGAUAUACAUAUCAAGUUUUAAUAUAUAUAUUGUUCCAACA
This is a messenger RNA of Salvia miltiorrhiza (redroot sage), 1476 nucleotides long. Its product is annotated as probable glycosyltransferase At3g07620. Gene Ontology annotation, molecular function: glycosyltransferase activity. The record is from RefSeq and is a predicted model, not a curated record. NCBI's taxonomy places the organism in Eukaryota, Viridiplantae, Streptophyta, Magnoliopsida, Lamiales, Lamiaceae. Bases 281 to 1303 code for a protein of 340 amino acids. The transcript has a single exon.